Messenger RNA from Brenthis ino (lesser marbled fritillary), 216 nucleotides. Lineage: Eukaryota; Metazoa; Arthropoda; Insecta; Lepidoptera; Nymphalidae. The record is from the annotation of a GenBank genome assembly.
AUGACCGACGGCUUCACAUGCUUUCCGAGGCACGGGGGUGAAACACCGCCAACUUCCCAACACCGGGCUGUUACUGAGAAUUUCUUAACAGAAAUACUCAUUAACAGAAAUGGUCCGAACGGGGCCUCAAACCCAGAACAUUCGGAUCUGCGGCCGCACAUGCUAGCUACUAGACCACCGAGGCAGUUAAACUUGCACCUAUAUGGUCAAUAUGCA